Messenger RNA from Serendipita indica DSM 11827, 1002 nucleotides. Lineage: Eukaryota; Fungi; Basidiomycota; Agaricomycetes; Sebacinales; Serendipitaceae. The record is from the annotation of a GenBank genome assembly.
AUGUCCACCGAGUCCUCGACGAGCCCACCAACAACACCAGUAAAUACUACUAUCAACAGAAUCACCAAGAGCCUCAAACGCAAGCGUCCAUCUGGCCUAUCGUCGGCACUGGGAGGCGAGGCCACCGACGCUCCCAAGAAGAAGAAGGCGAGCAGGGCCUGCCUCAACUGCCAGCGCGCCCACCUUACAUGCAACGACGGACGUCCUUGCCACAGAUGUAUCAAGAAAGGGAUUGCAGACUCGUGUACAGAAGGUCAUCGCAAGAAAGCGAAAUACUUGUUGGAAGACGAUGAACUCGAAACACUGAAACAGACUAAACAAGAAGCAAAUGGCACAGACUCGGGCACAACCGGCUUUAGAUCCUCCAUGGAGACGACAUCUAAUGAACCCGUCAUUCACAUGAAUUUUGAUCCGACCUUUACAUUUGGCUCAGAGGCAACCAACCUCGAAUACACCAUGCUCUCGGCCAUCCUGGGCAAUACCGUCGAUGACCAGCUAUUAUCCAUCUCUCCACCGAAUUACCCUUCCAUAGGACAUGCGCAACCACCGGCGCAGCAACCAACAACCCCGUAUCAGCAGAGCGGUACCGACUCUUCAUCAUCAUGGGCCAAUGGCGUUCCCCCUCGGCCACCAUCUUCUGUCUGCCAACCGCCGGAGACGCCGAUAGACCUCACUUUGAUCUCACCAGACAUCGCGACGCCGCAGCCAUCCUUGCGCUCUUCAUCCUCGUAUCCACAGCUCCAGCAACCGAGACCACCGUUCCCAAGGCAGACGACCUCGUUCGCAGACCCCAAUCCUCAACAACCGCGGCAAGAGUACUCGGCACUAGCCAACGACGGACCGCUGUCAUCAGCGCGAGUGGAACCAUCCCAUCCGCAUGGUGCUCCCAGCCCUGUCACCCAUUCAACCUCUCGGAUAAGCGACAUAUACAGGGGCACAACACGUCCUUUUGACUACACACAGGUGAUUACCUUUAAAUUCCUUGCGCACUCCAUGUGCUAA